AUGGCUGAAAGCUUAAGUCCACCGGCCCCGAAGAAACCUAAAAUUAUAGAAGAAAAUAGCCUGAGCAUGAUCAAAUCCAUAUUGCCAGACGAUUUAACCCAACCAGUCCAACUGGUAGAUGUUUAUGCUGGCCGAAUUGAAGAUAACCCAAGUAUAUCGAAACUGAUCCCUGAGCUCAACCGGUGCUUGAAAAUCCCAGGGCUGCAGCAUCUUAAACGUGUCGGACGUGACGGGACAAUUAUAUUGGCGGAAGCUUCGGAGCUAGAACAACUGCUGAAGCGUGAAGGGUACGUCGUCAGCGGAGACAAUAGCCUAUCUAGCGAAGAUAUUCAAAUUGGAAUCGCUAAAUAUUUCCAGCGGAAUAACGUCAACGAUAGUUUGGUGAAAAGUAUCUGCACAACUGUUGCCAUAAAGAAAGUUGCACGGUGCCAGCCGAAGCUGAAAUGGCAGUAUGACGAUGCUAAUAAGCAUUGGCCAUGUAAAUUUCAUCCGAACAAAUAUUCGGAAAAUUUGUACGCAAACAUGGUUUUCAGCGAUAACGAAAAAACGUUUCACACUCGGAUCAUGGCUGCUUGUCUCUUUUUGGCACGCCAGUUCGCAAACAAUCCAGCCGGCAUAUGUGUUAAUCCCAAACUGAGACGAAUUGCGGCUGUCGGGAUGGGUAAAAGCGGUGAACAUCCGAUGAUGCAUUGUCCUAUGGUGUUAAUUGAUAAUGUAGCUGUCUCCCAAAAUGGUGGCAUUUGGCAUAACAGUCGUGAGCAUUCAACUUCGGUUGAUAGCGAGCAUGGCUUUAUCCUCGGCGGAAUCGACCCAGAACACAUGCGACUACUGAAAGAUGAAUUUACCGAUCUAAAAUUCGGAGCUCAACCAAUAAAACCGAUUGAAAGCAUCAAUCUGGACGACAUUUCUCCACACGAGGAUAAUUUGGCCAAGUACGGGCCUUACCUCUGCACGGGGUUAUAA
This is a messenger RNA of Aedes albopictus (Asian tiger mosquito), 963 nucleotides long. RefSeq lists its product as uncharacterized. Lineage: Eukaryota; Metazoa; Arthropoda; Insecta; Diptera; Culicidae. The record is from RefSeq and is a predicted model, not a curated record. Bases 1 to 963 code for a protein of 320 amino acids. The transcript has 2 exons.